Quercus robur (English oak) is the source of this 3174-nucleotide messenger RNA. Its product is annotated as receptor-like protein 13. The record is from RefSeq and is a predicted model, not a curated record. The transcript is spliced from 3 exons. Gene Ontology annotation, molecular function: protein binding. NCBI's taxonomy places the organism in Eukaryota, Viridiplantae, Streptophyta, Magnoliopsida, Fagales, Fagaceae. Bases 586 to 3114 code for a protein of 842 amino acids.
UAUCUUCACUCAAGGCUCCAUCAUUAUAUUCUAAUCCACUUAAUGGAACUUUACCCACUCGAGGUAAGAAUCUACUAUGAAAUUGAAUUUGACAAUUUGUUAAUCUUCCAAAAUUGAAUAGAAGUGUAAAAACAAGGGAAAGUGAAAGGUUGAUAUAGAAUAGAUCUAAUUGGUUGCAACUUGUGCGCACAAACAAUUGAUCAUUCACAAACAAUUGAAUAACAUAUUAUGACACUCUUUUCCCAUUGUCUUCAUGGAUUUAACAAUUGGUUGAAUAUGUUUUUUUACAGAAUCCAAUUGUUUGUCUAAAAUGAGUAAGCUAGGGCACUUAGAUUUACGUUGGAAUCAAUUUGGCAAGAAAAUUUUAAGAUUCUUAGGUGCCCUCCUAGUUCUUAAAUUUCUUGAUCUAAGUUACAAUUCCAUGGAAGGGCCUCUUUCUAGCCACGGUACGUGCAAAUUUAAAUUCUCUUCUUCAAGAAUACCAUGAAAAAGUUUAGAAAAAAACUGAGAUUUUAUAACCAAUUUUACCUUUAUUGAGAUUUACUUUCUUCAUGUUAAAAAUCACAAAAUGCUUGAUAUAUGUAAAUGAUUGUGGUAGUGUGGCUUCAAUAUGAAAUGUGUUAUUUUACUAGAUCUUCCAUAUGUACUGCUAGUUUCCAUUUGAUAAAUUCAUAUCUCUUUACCGAUGACGUAGAGCUGGUUAAUCUAAACAACUUGGAGGUCCUCAUCCUGCAAGGAAAUGGUCUUAAUGGAAGCCUACCAUUCAAGGAUAUGGCAAACUUCAGCAGUUUGAAGAUUUUAGAUUUGAGUGAAAAUUCUUUCACUGGAAGUAUCCCUCCAUAUAUUGGAGCACUAUCUUCACUCAAGGCUCUAUCAUUAUAUUCUAAUAAACUAAAUAGAACUUUACCCAUUCGAGAAAUGUGUGCACUGAAGAAACUGGAAGAGUUAGAUCUUGGUGGUAAUAACUUUGAAGGAAUCCUUCCUCCAUGCUUAACCAAUUUGACAUCUCUUAGGUUGUUAGAUAUAUCUUACAACCGGUUCAGUGGAAACUUGUCUUUGUCUCCUGUAGCCAACUGGACAUCCCUUGAGUACAUUGAUUUGAGUUAUAAUCUUUUUGAAGGUUUAUUCUCCUUCAGCUUGUUUGCUAAUCACUCCAAGCUUAAGGUGAUUAAACUUUUUAAUGACAACAACAAGCUUGAUAUCGAAAUUGAAAACCCCAAUUGGGACCCAUCAUUUCAAUUAAAGGUGCUAUUACUAUCUAACUGUAGUCUAAACAAGUCCACCGGUAACAUUCCUAAGUUUCUCUUCGACCAACAUGAAUUGGAAGUUGUUGAUAUAUCUCACAAUAAGUUGAAUGGAAGCUUCCCCAUUUGGUUGCUUGAAAACAAUACUAGAUUACAACUGUUGAGUCUUCGAAGUAACUCCUUUGCAGGUCAAUUUCAUUUGCCAUCAUAUCGCUCCAUGGAUCUUCGUUGGUUGGAUGUCUCUGACAAUAACCUUGAUGGGCAGCUUCAAGAAAAUAUCGGAAAGAUUAUUCCAAAAUUAGAAUCUCUAAAUCUAUCUCGAAAUUAUUUUGAAGGUAAUCUCCCAUCCUCAAUCGGUAACAUGAGUAAGUUAGAGAAUUUGGAUUUGUCCUUCAAUCAUUUUUCUGGAGAGGUACCAAUGGAAUUGGUUGCCAAUUGCACCCGCUUGGAUAUUUUGAGGUUAUCUAAUAAUUACUUUCACGGUGAAAUUUUUUCAAAGAACUUCAAAAAAUACUUUUUUUCUUUGGAAUUAAACAAUAAUUAUUUCACAGGUACUCUUCCAGUGGUACACCUAAGAGUUAUUUACCUAGAUAUUAGCAACAAUCACAUGUCGGGUAUAAUUCCUGUAUGGAUGGUAAAUAAUAGUGAUGCUAUGAUUAUUGACCUUAGUAACAACUUUUUUGAGGGUAAGAUUCCGUGUGGACAAAUUUCAACAUUAAACCUUUCUUAUAAUUUGCUUUUGGGAUUGUUACCUACUUGCUUGAAUCUAGAACAUGCGCGGCACCUACUUUUGCAAGGGAACAAUCUCAUAGGAUCACUACCAAAAGCUGUUCUCAAUGCAUCAAAUCUUGUGACAUUAGACAUUAGAGAUAAUAGCUUUUCUGGAAACAUCCCUAAAGAAAUUGACAGAUUUUCUAAUUUAAGAGUACUUUUGUUGAGUGGCAACCAGUUUAGUGGAAUGAUUCCAAAGCAGCUCUGUUGGUUAAAGAAGAUAAGCAUAAUGGAUCUUUCUAGGAACUUUUUUUCUGGGACAAUACCAUAUUGCUUUUACAAUAUAUCCUUCGGGAAGCAAGCUGCUAGUGAAUUUGUCUACGGAGGUUAUUCUAUUGGGUCCUCUGGAUUUUCCCUCCCAUAUAAAUAUCUUCUAAACAAGGAUCGUCAAAUUGAAGGGACAAAUUUUCAUUUCAAUAUACCAAUUGAGAUUGAGUUUUUGACGAAAUAUAGGUCUAACUUGUACCAUGGUCUCAUCCUUGAUAUGAUGUCUACAUUGGAUUUGUCAUUCAACAAGCUAACAGGUGAAAUCCCACCAGAGCUAGGACGACUAUCUUCAAUUUUUUCAUUGAACUUGUCCCACAAUCAAUUAAAUGGUUCUAUUCCAAAAACAUUCUCAGAUUUAACUCAGUUGGAGAGCUUAGACCUUUCUCAAAACAAUUUGAGUGGAGAAAUUCCUUCAGUAUUGAUUGAUCUAACGUUUCUGGCAGUUUUCACAGUGGCUCACAACAACUUAUCAGGCAAAGUUCCAGACAUGAAAAAACAAUUUUCAACAUUUGAAGAGAGCAGCUAUGAAGGAAAUCCAUUUCUUUGUGGUCCACCACUAAAGAAAAGUUGCACUGUUAUAGAUGAAUCACCUCCAUCACCACAAAAAUCUUCAGAGGCAAGUGACGGCAAAUGGUAUGAAGUUGAUCUUCUAGCCUUCUUUAUGAGUUUUUUGGUAUCUUACCUUAUUUUCUUUUUGGGUGUAGUCAGUGUUCUUUAUAUUAAUCAUCAUUGGCGGAAACGAUGCUUCAACUUGGUUGAGGAUCGUAUGUACUGGUGUUAUUAUUUUACUUUAAAUACCCUAAAAGGGCUGACAAGCUGUAUGCGUCAUUAGAUGUACUCAAUUUCUAUUGAUAAUUACCUGUGUUAUGAAUAAUUGCUAUCAUGCUCUAUU